Protobothrops mucrosquamatus (brown spotted pit viper) is the source of this 1200-nucleotide messenger RNA. Its product is annotated as probable inactive glycosyltransferase 25 family member 3. The transcript is spliced from 10 exons. NCBI's taxonomy places the organism in Eukaryota, Metazoa, Chordata, Lepidosauria, Squamata, Viperidae. Bases 16 to 1200 code for a protein of 394 amino acids. The record is from RefSeq and is a predicted model, not a curated record.
GACAACACCACGCAAAUGCUGCGGGAAUGGCUCAGCGCGGUGGAAAAGCAUUACCGGUCUGUCGUCUGGAGAUCCGUGGAAGAGCCCAGCUCUUAUCCCAACGAAGUGGGACCCAAACACUGGACGGAGCCGCGCUUCGAACAGAUCAUGAGGCUGAAGCAGGAAGCCCUCGCCUUUGCUCGGGGGCAAGAAGCCGGUUACAUUUUGCAAGGCGGCUUCCUCUCUUGUCUCUUUUUCUCCCUUGCAGUCGAUGGGCCUCCCAUGUCCCGUUCCAAGCACCUCCACGUCCCCCCAAAACAUCCAACCAAGAUCGGGUUUGAUGAGGUGUUUCUUAUCAACCUGGCCCGACGCCCGGACCGGCGGGAGCGCAUGCUGGAGGCCCUUUUCGAGCUGGAAAUAGACCCCUUGGUGGUUGACGCCAUAGACGGAAGAGCCCUAAACAGCAGCAGCAUCAAGAAACUUGGCAUCGACUUACUGCCCGGAUAUUACGACCCCUUUUCGGGGAGGACCCUCACCAAAGGGGAAGUUGGCUGCUUCCUCAGUCACCACCACGUCUGGAAAGAGGUGGUCGAGAGGGGGCUGGAAAAAUCCCUUGUGCUGGAGGACGAUAUCCGAUUCGAGGCUUACUUCAAGAGGCACCUGGCGAAGCUGAUGGACGCGUUGGAACGGACGCAACUCGAUUGGGACCUGAUCUACCUGGGCAGGAAACAAGUCAACUCCGACAAGGAGGAGGAGGUGGUGGAGAUCCCCAAUCUGGUGGUGCCCGAAUAUUCCUACUGGACNUUUUCAACUGCCAUACUGCACCGUUUCAUCACCAAACUAGGAGCUGAGAUGUUCCUGUGCAACCAGGAGCGGUUCGGCUACAUCAACGUGCCGAUGGCGUCGCACCAGACCCUGGAAGAGGAACAAACCCAGUUUGUGCAUCUCAUCCUGGAGGCCAUCGGUUGCGAGGAUUACAAAAAAUAUUUCCGCAGCCGGGACCUGCGGGCCUUUUCCGUCCAGCCCUACCUGGCUUACCCUGCCCAUUAUGCCGGGGACGCCGAGUGGAUGAGCGACACGGAGUUUUCCACCAUCUGGGAUGACGAUUCGCAGAAAACCGCCUGGAGCGGCUCGCAGAAGACCCUGAAGGACGCCCGCGGCAUCAGCCACGGAGGCUACGUCAGCCGCUCCCUCCCCACAGCAGCCCGGGACGAGCUGUAA